GUGAUUUUUAACAUUGUCAACUUCAGCAAAACAAAAAGCCUUUACAGGGAUGGUAUGUCUCCAGUUGUGAAAUCUACAAGUCGGCCAAAAUGGCAAAGGCUGCCCUCCAAAAACGUGUACUACUAUCGUUGCCCAGAUCAUCGCAAAAAUUACGUCAUGUCUUUUGCAUUUUGCUUUGACCGUGAAGAUGAUGUAUACCAGUUUGCUUACUGUUACCCCUAUACCUACACCCGCUUGCAGCACUACUUAGAGAACCUCGAUAAGCAAAGGUUGAACUAUGUCCACCGGGAACUGCUUGGGCUUAGUGUGCAACAGAGAAGACUUGAUCUUCUUACCAUUACCAACCCCGUGAACCUGGUGUCUGAAGCUGAGCAAAGGGUCGUGUUUAUAACUGCUCGAGUACACCCUGGGGAAACGCCGUCUUCUUUUGUGUGUCAGGGCAUCCUUGGUUUCCUUGUUAGUCAGCAUCCCAUUGCCAGAGUUCUGCGAGAUCACCUGAUAUUUAAAAUUGCACCUAUGCUUAAUCCAGAUGGAGUGUACUUGGGAAACUACAGGUGCUCUCUGAUGGGUUUUGAUCUGAACAGACACUGGCAGGACCCCUCUCCAUGGGCUCACCCAACUCUCUAUGCAGUGAAACAACUGAUCCUGGAAAUGCACAAUGGCCCAAAAACCAGUCUGGAGUUCUACAUUGACAUCCACGCCCAUUCCACCAUGAUGAAUGGGUUCAUGUAUGGAAAUAUCUUCGAGCAGGAAGAUCUGUUUCAGAGACAGGCCAUUUUUCCCAAGCUGCUUUGUCGAAAUGCAGAAGACUUCUCUUUUUCCAGCACAUCCUUCAAUCGAGACACCAUGAAGGCUGGGACCGGUAGAAGGUUUUUGGGAGGUCUUUUAGAUGAUUCUUCAUAUUGUUAUACCUUGGAAGUCUCCUUCUAUAGCUAUCUGGUAGGAGGGACCAGUAGCACAAUACCCUACACAGAAGAAACUUAUAUGAAGUUUGGGAGAAAUGUGGCAAGAACUUUUAAGGAUUACUACCAGCUGAAUGGUGAAACUGCAGGACUUCCUAGACCGCAUGCCAGCAGAGAGAAGCCACCAGCUGCUACCGGAAUAAGUCAGAACAGCACUGGAGGCACGGGGAAAACUCGCAAGACUUCGACAAGCAGCAGGGAGCAUGCUAAAUCAACAUAGACCCGGGAUCCGCAGCUCACCCAGGCUACAGAAGAAAAACAAAGUUCUGUUACUUUUUACACGUUGUUUUCAAGAGUGUUUCUUUUUAA
This is a messenger RNA of Nanorana parkeri, 1271 nucleotides long. RefSeq names its product cytosolic carboxypeptidase 6-like. The transcript is spliced from 10 exons. NCBI's taxonomy places the organism in Eukaryota, Metazoa, Chordata, Amphibia, Anura, Dicroglossidae. The coding region runs from base 55 to 1182 and encodes 375 amino acids. Gene Ontology annotation, biological process: proteolysis. Gene Ontology annotation, molecular function: zinc ion binding; metallocarboxypeptidase activity. The record is from RefSeq and is a predicted model, not a curated record.